This is a messenger RNA of Colletotrichum navitas, 945 nucleotides long. RefSeq lists its product as uncharacterized. Lineage: Eukaryota; Fungi; Ascomycota; Sordariomycetes; Glomerellales; Glomerellaceae. The record is from RefSeq and is a predicted model, not a curated record. The coding region runs from base 95 to 739 and encodes 214 amino acids. The transcript has a single exon.
CUCUCUCAGCGCACGUCGUCUCCAUACCCACUGGCGACUUUGGCCGGAUUCUCGACCACCUAAACUGCCUAGACACGAGCGGAGAACAUCGACCAUGACAGUUGCCUGGGACAUACCCAGUAACGGACAUCCGACAAGCAAAUUGUGCUUUCCUUUGCGGCGGGGGCGGAGGAGGGGCCGCGCUCAUCACGCAGACUCCUCACAACCAGGCCAAGGUCAAUUUCACAAUAAUCCCCUGAGUAUGUGCAAAUACCGGGACUAUCCUAGCGAGCGACGCUGUGAAAAUGCCGCCAGGGUUGGAAAGAAAAAAGUCACUGCAAGCUUCGUAGAUCAAUAUCGGCGGGAGGAAGAUAUAUGGAUGAUGGGGCGGGUGGGAACGGAGACCGUCCACCUUGUCAUUCCGUAUUGCUUCUGCCCGGCAUCGACCGAUCUGGUAUACAUUCGAGGCAUCGAUUUUGCCAUGUCUAGACCGGGACAUCCUCGAUGCCGCCUCGUUCAUCUACUGGUCCGACCAUCCUGGAGUCUGUCAUCGCACAAGCAUCUAUACUCUUCGAGUACUUCAGAGCCCUCGCCAGCCGCGAGAAAAGCUAUCAUAACCUCAUCCAGUUUCUUUCCACCUAUUGUGCCAAGAAUGCGGAGCCCGCUACCUAAUCUGAUCACACGUCGGCGCGCACACGCAAAACCGCUGCUACCACCCACCCGUUGGGUCCAUCACGGCUGCCGCCGGCGCGCCAUCUGACCAACGUCAUCAACGAUGCGGCAUCUAGACUACGAAGGACUGGAAGUGCGUGGGUGCUAACCCGCUGAAGCCGGUGCCAUCGCCGCUAGCGACUCUUCGGCUGGGAUUUCGCUGUCCCCUCCAAGAGCUACCACUGAUCAUGAUCCUGGCGAAACCCCCCAUGCCCAGCCGCAGACCCCCCGACGGGCCAAUCUGCGAUCCAUUCA